AUGUAUGAGCCCCUAUACUUUGCAUUUGACGCUUACCCAGCAGUGGUCCCUCGCGUGAGAGUGCGAGGCGUCAUGGCCCUCUUUCUCGCCGUCUCGAUCUUGUGGGCUUUGAUCUGGCUUCUCUACCGUGCCUGGCAAGUCUGCCAGACUUCAAAUGAGGUCUUAGUUGAGAAACUCGGUCUCGACAUUCCUCCGCCGCCAGAGGUCACCCUCGAAGAGAUCACAGCCCGUGAAAUCCGUCUUGCUUGGAAACAGCCCGACUUUCAUAACUCAAUACAUAAGCAUAUAAUUCAAGUGAAUAACACGAAAGUCGGUGAAUCCAAACGAGCAGAAACAGCUGUGGAAAUAUCAAAUCUAUUGCCGGGUAACAUCUAUCAUAUUUGUGUUCUUUCCGUUAGUGCCGCAAACUUCCACACGCCCAGUGCGAUCCUCCAUGUCCGAACAAAAUCUCUUCCGCUGUCCGAAGCCCAGCAGAAUGGCAGCGCCGGGGGUCCAAUUAUCCGCGCAUCGAUCCCCAGGUCUACAGUAGGUCUGCCGACGCCAUCCGCCCCGAUAAUGUCUCGUGAGCAUAGCGCAGGCCAAUUACCGGGGAAACGGCCCUCGGCCGGACGGAAAAUUUCACCUGCGACUGGGGACGUUUCACACGGGAAUUUCGAAGAGACACUCAAAAGCAGAGCCAGAACUGCCAAGGAUGAGACUUUGGAGCAAUUGGCAGACCGCUUGAAGUCAUUGCAGCACGAGAACGAGAAUGUGGAAAAGCAGGGGGCAGAGGAGGAAGAAGAGCAUAUUGCACUGCUGAAGGAUCUUGAAAAACAGCGCAGUGAACUGCGGAAGCGCGUCAGGGAGAAGGAUGAAGCAAGUGGCGAUUUGAAAAAGCAUGUCUACAAGCUCGAGAGCGUCAACCGAACUGUACAGGGCGAAAAGUCAAAACGCAUGAGACUCCUUCAGCAGAAAGAGGCGGAGCGCAAGAAGCGCAAGAAUGACAUCUUGCGAUGGCAGGAGAAGAUUUCACGCAUGAACUCCGAUGCUAUACAGGCAAAGGAUGACAAGGCCAGAAUUGAAGAAGAAGGGGCGGUGCGCGCAGAUGAGGUCCGAGCCAAGAUCGCAAAAGAACAGGCGGAGAUGAAGACCAUUGACGAUGAGAUCCAGGAUAAAGGAGGACGGGUCAAGAAGCUCGAAGAAGAAAGAAUGGGAUUACAAGAAGGCGAUAGUGAAGAUGGCAAGGAGCUGGAUCGGAUCGACAACGAGCGAGCUCGUCAGUGGGAGCACAAGCUGGGCAACCUACACGCACGUUAUGCCACACUUGUGAAUCUGCACGCGCAAGCCCAGCAACAAUAUCAAGAAGCCCAAGAACGUCUAAAGUGGCUCACUGCCCAACGACCCGGCAGCUCAGGGCCCUUUGCCUUCCCGACCUUGGAUCUCGACAUGUCGAAUAUUGCCACCAUUCGGCCCCGUCGCCAUCGCAGCUCACUCAACAGCAAUAUGUCUUCCCCUCUGAACUUCCCGGCAGUCGAAACCUCGUUUUCAAAUAGCGUCAACUACAACCCGUCCGGUCACUCGCCUACAUUCCCUCCGAGCUCUGCGUUUUUCAAUAUCAAUAACGGUAUGGCCCUUACAGGCCUCUCUGAUCCCCCUGAGAUCAUGCGCUCGGAUACGGAACUUGCUUUCAAUAACCCGCAAAUGAGUCCCCGUGCGGAUGCCCUGUUGCCAUCCGAUCUCCUUGGUGACGAGGAAUCGCCAGAAUUCCCACGGUCUAUAAUUCGUCCCAGAUUUGCAACCAUGGAGGCGACCAGUACUACUUUAGAUAGCUUCGGUCACGGCCCAGCAUCGCCUGUCUCUUCGGACAGUCGAGCCGGCAGUAUCUUUGCCAGCCCACUAGAGACUCAAAAUCGGCGGGAUGAAUCCCAAGGUGCUCAUUUGUCUACUGCUGGGGAAGCCCCGAAAAGCGCAUCGCGAAAGCUUUCUGGUCUUUUCGGGUUUCACCGGCCUCGUGGGAAAACCCUGGCAGAUGAGUCUCCUAUGCUGGGAUCUUUGAAACCCGGUCAGAGUCAAUCCUUCCCUCGGAAUAUUGACGAGCUGGAUCCAAUCGGUGCACGCCGGCGGCGAUCGAGCUAUACCGGUAACUGGGCAAACCCAAUGUCAUUGUUCCCUCGAAGCAACACGACUGGUGUCACUAUGGACAGCUCUUCUGACCAUGCGCCCUCUCGGCGAGCUGCUUUCUCAAAUAUAUUCUCAUCCAGCAAGUUUGGCUUCGGCGGUGCUGGCACCCGUGGGGAUCCCGAUCUUAGCAGUGGAUACAAUCAAUUCAGUCCGCGACAUGAUCCUAUUGAUCCAUCAUCGCUUCUUGGUGGCGUUCGGCGCGGUUCUCUGUCCCCGCGACCUUCGUCGACCUCAUUCGAUACACCAAAUCAACUUCCACACCCCUCGACGGACAACCGCCAUUUCGGGUGGCCAUCGACUGAUAAUGCUGGGCACCGCAACAGCCCGCUCGGGUUUGACUGGGCCGCGCCAUCCAAUUGGUCUCGAGCUCCUUCUCGCCGACCUUCAAUCCAGUAUGGAUCGUCCGGACACCUUCCUCUCGGUCUAACCGGCGAGCCUGAUUUCGUGGGGGACACAUUUGACCGUCAUCAUCGACCGCUCCAGGCACCGAUUGGCACUCGUCCGUCGUCUUCUCAUCGACCGCUGACCCCAAAGCUGAAUCCUGCUGCUCCGGCAUUCACGGCCGUUCUCACGGGCGAGAAGUCGGAAAUAGACACAGACAAGGGCAAUGAUCCCGAAAGUCCCUUUGGUCUUCACGAUUUCGAUGGAUCUCCUUCGGAGUCUCGCACAUCUCGCUCCGUAUCCCUUUUCACUGGCGAUUCCUAUGAAUCGUUGGAGCGCAUGCCAUCUGCUACUUCCUUGGACAAUGCCUCCAAGGAGUCGUUCAUUCGCAAGAUCACGCGCAAGGGUAGUUCCAGCAAGUUCAGCUCCUGGAAGGAUCGCUCGGGACUUUUCUCUAAGAAAGGUGAAUCCUCGCAAGGUGAUAUUGACGAGGAUGCCACCAGCGAAGCGCAGCUCGGCAAGAGUGUCGAUAGCACUGUCUCAAGUGUGACCUCCGCCGAUCGCUCAACCCGCAGCAGCUUGGGAUUCUUUUCUCGUAAGUCUCGCAAGUCUGACAAGGCCAGCGAGACUAGCGAGCGAGCCAGUGAAGCUGGCGAUGAAGAGAUUCCUGAGAUUGAGAAUUCAUGA
Penicillium roqueforti is the source of this 3228-nucleotide messenger RNA. RefSeq names its product Fibronectin type III domain protein. Lineage: Eukaryota; Fungi; Ascomycota; Eurotiomycetes; Eurotiales; Aspergillaceae. The coding region runs from base 1 to 3228 and encodes 1075 amino acids. The record is from RefSeq and is a predicted model, not a curated record. Gene Ontology annotation, molecular function: protein binding. The transcript has 3 exons.